GAUUUCGGUAUUAAAUAAUAAUAAUUGGCAACUAUAGUUGGCGUUUCUUUUUAAGGGAACGGUUUUGGGCAGGCGAAAUAGAUCUCUGCGAUUCAUUCCUCUCGGAUUCUCUACUUUUCGAUUCAUUCUCUUUGCGAUCCAAUCAUCAUCGAAUAAGAUGCCUCACGGAACCCUUGAAGUCCUUCUGGUUAGUGCCAAGAGUCUUGAGAAUACCGAUUUUCUCAACAACAUGGAUCCCUAUGUGAUCCUCACCUGUCGCACUCAGGAGCAGAAAAGCAGCGUAGCAUCAGGUAAAGGAUCUGAUCCGGAGUGGAAUGAAACUUUCGUUUUCAACUUGACCGGUGACGUUUCGGAACUCGUAUUGAAGAUAUUGGACAGUGAUGCUGGCACGGAUGAUGAUUUCGUAGGAGAAGCAACCAUCCCGCUAGAUGCUUUGUUCACUGAAGGAAGCAUCCCACCUACGGCGUACAACGUUGUCAAGGAUGAGGAGUAUCACGGGGAGAUUAAACUCGGCCUCACUUUUACCCCUGAGGCGCGCAGCAGUGAAUAUGUGGAAGAGGAAAACUUAGGCGGAUGGCAGCAAUCUAGCAGAGACUUUUAAAUACAGGGGUGGCGCGUUUGGAGAUCCUAAAUCCAUUAGUCGCUUAAGGAGCUACAUGCUUUGUUUCCAAGAUUGCAAAUUACGUCCGUGUUUAUUGUUCCUCCUUCGUUUGGUUGGAUUUUUGUCUUUAGCUGCCUACAACUUUCGUUCUCUGAUCAUUAAUAAUAAUGGCUACCUUUUAUAA
Messenger RNA from Neltuma alba, 785 nucleotides. Its product is annotated as elicitor-responsive protein 3-like. The transcript is spliced from 5 exons. The coding region runs from base 158 to 601 and encodes 147 amino acids. The record is from RefSeq and is a predicted model, not a curated record. Lineage: Eukaryota; Viridiplantae; Streptophyta; Magnoliopsida; Fabales; Fabaceae.